AUGGCUUCAAUUGUCCCUAAUGACAUGAAGGCCAUCAUAAUUGAAGGUCGUGGCAAAGCGGCAAUAACCACAUCAUCACUUCCCAAAUUGCGUGACGGAUACAUCCUGGUGAAGACUACAGCGGUUGCCAUCAAUCCUUCUGACUGGAAGCACAUCGACUUCAUGUGGGUGGGCAACCCCUCUGGCACCCGUCCAGGCCUAGAGUAUGCGGGUAUCGUUGUCGAGGUUGGCAAUGGAGUGGAGAAAGACUUCAAGGUUGGCGACAGAGUAUUCGGAAUUGUUAAUGGCUCGAACGUAAGACAAAAAGAAGACGGCGCAUUUGCAGAGUAUCUCGUUGCAAAGGGGAGCCUGCAGAUGAAGAUUCCGGGUCACGUAGAUGACAUGGAGGCGGCGGCAAUCACCUCUGGACUGGUGGCAGUGGGCCAAGGUCUUUACCAGUCUCUGCAAUUGCCCCUCCCCACCAAGCCAUCUCCAGAGCCGAUCCCCCUCUUCAUUUAUGGCGGAAGCACUGCAUCGGGCAUCAUGGGCAUACAAUUUGCCAAGAUGUCCAACUGCACUGUUAUCGUGACAUGUUCACCGAAGAAUUUCGACUAUGUCAAGUCAUUGGGGGCUGACUUCUGCGUUGACUACAAAGCAGAGGAUUGUGCUGAGCAGGUCAAGACUUUCACCAAGGGGAGGUUGAGGCACGCUUGGGACUGCAUCGCAACAGCCCAGUCUGCUCGAAUUUGCGCUGCGGCUAUGUCGAUGCGCGGAGGACAUUACAGCAGCUUGUUGUAUCUGGUCCCUUCCAUUGUGAAGAAGGUGAACCCGAAGAUUGAGUGCUCAACCACUUUGGGUUACACGAUUCUAGGAGAGACGAUUGAGAAAGAGACCGUCAUCGAGCCAAGGCUCGGCGAUUACAAAUUUGGGAAAAUGUUCUGGGGCGUAAGUGAGAAAUUGCUACAGGACGACAAGUUUCGGCCUGCAAGGCAGAUUGUCAAUCAAGGUGGCGCAGGAUUGGAAGGUGUUCUUCAUGGCAUUCAGUACCUCAAGCAGGGAAAUGUGAGCGCCGGAAAGUUGGUGUACACGAUCGGCUCAUAA
Colletotrichum orchidophilum is the source of this 1080-nucleotide messenger RNA. Its product is annotated as TOXD protein. Bases 1 to 1080 code for a protein of 359 amino acids. The transcript is spliced from 3 exons. The record is from RefSeq and is a predicted model, not a curated record. Lineage: Eukaryota; Fungi; Ascomycota; Sordariomycetes; Glomerellales; Glomerellaceae. Gene Ontology annotation, molecular function: oxidoreductase activity, acting on NAD(P)H.